Messenger RNA from Carassius carassius (crucian carp), 1086 nucleotides. RefSeq lists its product as uncharacterized. The coding region runs from base 1 to 705 and encodes 234 amino acids. The transcript is spliced from 6 exons. The record is from RefSeq and is a predicted model, not a curated record. NCBI's taxonomy places the organism in Eukaryota, Metazoa, Chordata, Actinopteri, Cypriniformes, Cyprinidae.
AUGACAUGUUGUGGAGUCAGUGUCAGUGAAGGAGGGGACUCUCUCACUCUACACACUGGUGUUACUGAAAUACAGAGAGAUGAUGUGAUACGGUGGUUUGGAAAUCAAGGCACCCUCAUUGCUGACUUAAACAGCGCUGCCGACUCGAGAUGGAGUAACAUCCAACUGAACGAUCAGACCCGAGAUCUCACCAUCAGAAACAUCCGAAGAGAUCAGUCUGGAGUUUAUAAGGUGGAGAUCAACACCAUCAGUAUUAUCUUGCACAGGAAAUUCAAAGUUACUCUUGGUGGCAUGAAGAACGUAUCAGUUAUGACAGGAAAAUCUAUCAUUCUACUCUCUAGUGUUCUUAAAAUACAGGAAUAUGAUCUGAUAUUAUGGAAGUUUGAAGAUCAUCUCAUGGCUAAAAUUAGUAAAAUGACAAAUCAGUUCUUAUUAUAUGACAGUGCUGAAGGGAAAUUUAAAGGCAGAUUGGAGCUCAGUCGUGAGACUGGAGAUCUCACCAUCAGUGGCUCCAGAACCACAGACUCUAGAGAUUAUCAUCUACACAUGAGCAACAGCAUACACACCUUACAGAGGACCAUCACUGUUACUGUCACUGGUCUUCACCCAGGUUAUAUAGCACUGAUAUGUGUUUGUGUAGUGUUAGUGACAUUGCUUGUGGCUCUUGUGACUUACUAUCGCUGCAAAGAUCACGAAAUUAUCUAAGCAAGGAACUCCAGUGCGGUGUCAGUGAAGAUCAAUUGAAUCAACCUCAGGAUCAGCAUGAAUCCAUCCAUAACAGUACAUACAUAACUACUUUAACAAUAUAAACAUAGUUAAGCUGUGCAAAUGAACAUGUGCUGUAUUUGCUAUAACAGAUAAGCAAGGUUUGGUUGUUGUUACAUUACACACUCAUCAGCAUGGGCGACAUUAGGGGGACAAUUACCCUGCGAAUGUCAGUCCCGCUGCAAUUGGAGCAGUUAGCCAACCCAGUGUGUGUUUUUGAGACAUUGAACAAUGUAGCCAAUCAAAGAUAUAUCUGUUGAUCUCCUCAACGCAGUAGCCAAUCAGAAACAUUAUUUUUCAGAAUUCACUUACUGUUGAAAG